Molecule: messenger RNA, 216 nt
Organism: Clunio marinus
Lineage: Eukaryota; Metazoa; Arthropoda; Insecta; Diptera; Chironomidae
Source: the annotation of a GenBank genome assembly
AUGGUUUUAAUCAAUGAUGAGUCGACGUUCGUUAUUCAUCGGGCAUUUGUAAAUAAUUUCAGCGAUCACAUGUUAAGACAACAGCAACGCGAAAUGAUAUGCAAAAACGGCGUUAAAGAAUUCACGACUGUAGCACUUGAAGACAUUGUGAUGGCAUCAAAGCGUGACAAAUCAACGCCAGAAGUAAAUCAAACAUCUCAGACAGACAAAAAUUAA